Messenger RNA from Penicillium alfredii, 717 nucleotides. RefSeq names its product adenylosuccinate synthetase. Gene Ontology annotation, cellular component: cytoplasm. NCBI's taxonomy places the organism in Eukaryota, Fungi, Ascomycota, Eurotiomycetes, Eurotiales, Aspergillaceae. Gene Ontology annotation, molecular function: adenylosuccinate synthase activity; nucleotide binding. The record is from RefSeq and is a predicted model, not a curated record. Gene Ontology annotation, biological process: IMP metabolic process; 'de novo' AMP biosynthetic process. The coding region runs from base 1 to 717 and encodes 238 amino acids. The transcript has a single exon.
AUGCAGGAAUACCGCACGCUUCUCAAGCCAUUUAUCGUUGACCAGCUGGAGUUUCUGCAGAAGCACAAGGAAUCUCCUAACACGCUGGUAGAGGGUGCCAAUGCGCUGAUGCUGGACCUGGACCACGGCACAUACCCGUUCGUGACAUCGUCAUCAACGGGGCUGGGUGGUGCCGUGCAAGCACUGGCAUUGAACCCGACCAGCAUCAAGUCUGUGAUCGGUGUCGUGAAGGCGUACACGUCGCGCGUGGGAUCGGGCCCGUUCCCCAGCGAGCAGCUCAAUGCCGAUGGCGAGAAGCUGCAGAGCGUCGGCCGCGAGUUCGGCGUCACCACGGGCCGCAAGCGCCGCUGCGGCUGGCUUGAUCUCGUGCUGUGCCGCUACUCCCACGCCAUCAACCACUACACCGCCCUCAACCUAACCAAGCUCGAUGUCCUGGAUGACUUUGACGAGAUCAAGGUCGGCGUCGCCUACCGCUUGCCGGACGGCUCCCGCACCACCUGCUCUUUCCCCGCCGACCCCAAUGUCGUCGAAAAGAUCGAGGUUGAAUAUGUCACGCUGCCGGGAUGGAAGGCCAACACCAUGGGUGUCACCCGCUACGAGGAUCUGCCGGCCAACGCCCGCGCCUAUAUCGAGUACAUUGAGCGCGAGCUCGGCGGUGUCCCCGUCAAAUGGAUCGGGACGGGUCCUUCACGGGACCACGUCAUUUUCCGGGAUUAG